Carlito syrichta (Philippine tarsier) is the source of this 4270-nucleotide messenger RNA. RefSeq names its product lin-54 DREAM MuvB core complex component (gene LIN54). Gene Ontology annotation, cellular component: nucleus. The transcript has 10 exons. The record is from RefSeq and is a predicted model, not a curated record. Gene Ontology annotation, biological process: regulation of DNA-templated transcription. Bases 32 to 2014 code for a protein of 660 amino acids. NCBI's taxonomy places the organism in Eukaryota, Metazoa, Chordata, Mammalia, Primates, Tarsiidae.
GCCUGGUCAACUUUCUAGCGGGAGAGCGACCAUGGAGGUGGUGCCAGCCGAGGUGAAUAGUUUGCUUCCAGAGGAGAUAAUGGACACUGGUAUUACGUUAGUGGAUGAUGAUAGUAUUGAGGCUGUUAUUGUUUCAUCCCCAAUUCCCAUGGAGACAGAACUGGAAGAAAUUGUCAACAUAAACUCUACUGGUGACUCUGCAGCCACGCCCAUUUCCACGGAACCAAUCACAGUGUACAGUAACCACACUAACCAAGUUGCAGUGAACACCACAGUCACUAAAGCAGAUUCUAAUACCACAGUGAAACCAGCUUUUCCAAGUGGCCUUCAAAAACUUGGUGCUCAGACUCCUGUGACUAUAUCAGCCAAUCAGAUUAUUUUAAACAAAGUAUCACAGACAUCUGAUCUUAAACUUGGCAAUCAGACCCUUAAACCAGAUGGACAGAAGUUAAUUUUAACAACUUUGGGCAAGUCUGGUUCACCAAUUGUUUUAGCACUACCCCAUAGCCAACUACCCCAGGCUCAGAAAGUUACAGCCCAGACCCAGUCAGGAGAUGCUAAGUUACCACCGCAGCAAAUUAAAGUAGUUACCGUUGGAGGGAGGCCAGAGGUGAAACCUGUCAUUGGUGUCUCAGCACUGACCCCAGGAAGUCAACUGAUUAAUCCUACAGCUCAGCCCUCUGUGUUACAGACCCAACAGUUAAAAACAGUACAGGCGGUGAAGUCGACUGUGCAGACCAUCACUGUGGGAGGCGUGAGCACAUCACAGUUUAAGACCAUUAUUCCUCUGGCCACUGCGCCCAAUGUGCAGCAGAUCCAAGUGCCUGGAAGCAAGUUUCACUAUGUCCGACUUGUUACUGCCACCACAGCCAGCAGCUCAACUCAGCCCGUUAGUCAGAAUCCCACAACAAACACUCAGCCUCUUCAGCAAGCAAAGCCAGUGGUGGUUAAUACAACCCCUGUGCGGAUGUCAGUUCCGAUUGUCUCCGCUCAGGCUGUGAAACAAGUCGUUCCAAAACCAAUCAACCCAACUUCACAAAUCGUGACAACCAGCCAGCCCCAGCAGCGGCUCAUCAUGCCCGCCACGCCCCUGCCACAGAUCCAGCCCAACCUCACUAACCUGCCACCAGGCACUGUCCUGGCCCCAGCUCCGGGAGCGGGGAAUGUGGGCUACGCGGUGCUUCCCGCUCAGUAUGUGACUCAGCUCCAGCAGUCUUCGUAUGUGUCGAUCGCCAGCAGCUCAAACUUUACGGGGACGUCCAGCAUCCAGACCCAGGCAAGGCUGCCCUUCAACGGCAUAAUCCCAUCAGAGUCUGCCAGUCGCCCCAGAAAGCCCUGUAAUUGCACAAAAUCGCUGUGUUUGAAAUUAUAUUGUGAUUGCUUUGCAAAUGGUGAAUUUUGCAACAACUGCAAUUGUACUAAUUGUUAUAACAAUUUGGAACAUGAAAAUGAAAGGCAAAAAGCAAUAAAGGCGUGCCUCGACCGGAAUCCAGAAGCCUUUAAGCCCAAGAUAGGCAAGGGGAAGGAGGGCGAGUCCGACCGGCGCCACAGCAAGGGCUGCAACUGUAAGCGCUCUGGGUGUCUGAAGAACUACUGCGAGUGCUAUGAGGCGAAAAUAAUGUGUUCCUCAAUAUGCAAAUGUAUUGGUUGUAAGAAUUUUGAAGAAAGCCCAGAAAGAAAAACCCUGAUGCACUUGGCAGAUGCAGCAGAAGUCAGGGUCCAGCAGCAGACGGCGGCCAAGACCAAACUGUCCUCGCAGAUCUCCGACCUGCUCACGCGGCCAGCUCCUGCGCUCAGCAGCGGAGGAGGAAAGUUGCCCUUCACCUUUGUAACAAAAGAAGUUGCUGAAGCCACAUGUAACUGCCUCUUGGCCCAGGCCGAGCAGGCUGACAAGAAGGGCAAGUCUAAGGCAGCGGCCGAGAGGAUGAUACUUGAGGAGUUCGGGCGGUGUCUGAUGAGUGUCAUCAACUCCGCGGGAAAAGCAAAGAGUGACCCUUGUGCCAUGAAUUGCUGACUCUUCCCAGAGACUGACAGUGGAACUGGACAGAAAACUGAAAGUGCAGGGACACGUGAUGUUCUCAAAGAUGGUUGAACAAUUACUGUAUUUUAAUUCAAGAGACCUGGAAUUAUAAUAUUGAAAGAGAAGAGAUUUUUAAAUGAGGAAAUUAGUACAUUUUAAAUCUUAGUUAAGUCUGCUUAUGCCCUUUCUAAAUUGAAUUUUUCUUUAUUGUAUUAUAUAGAGUUUUAAUUUGUUAGGUUUCUUAAGAAUUAGAUUUCCUGUCCUCCUGAUUCUAUUGACAAAGAACAUUUAUAAAUUGCUGUAAUUUAUAAUGUAUGGUGUUGUAUGACUUUGUUCAGUAGAAAAAGCCAAAGCCACAGAAGUUGUCACCUAGUCACUCCUUGGGCCUAGACCCAGGGCAUAAGCAGAGAGAAUGUUAGGUGAACAGAUCCCCAUGGAACACAUUCAAAUGGCACUUUGUGUUUAGAAAAGCAGUCUCUGCUAAAGAAAAGUCAGCUAUAUCAGGCGGAUUCUGGAAUAGUAUCCUGCUGUCACUUUGGGAAUGUUAGCAGGGGAAGCAAAAUACCCAGGCACACUUUUAAAAUAAAAAGUUUUUUAAAAAUCAUCAAAUACGGGACAGUAAAUAAUUCUCAGCAGAGGGCAGCAGUGUGUUUCUCUUAGGAAUAGCUGACAAAUGUUCGGGGUCAUCUGCAUUUUCUUCCAAAGAGGUGGCAUGCAUUGCAAAUGAUACUGAGUUGUCAAAGCGAUUACUGGGCGCUGUUGAAGUGAGAGGUGCAUGUAGACAGAAGUAAACCUGAUGAUGAUGUCAGGGUGACAUGGAACCUUGUGUAAUGAUCAAGUGUAAAGUUUGCCUGGGGGGGAAGUAGAGAAUAUUAAAGCUGUAAGAGAUGAGUUUAGAGGAGUUUUCAUCUAUACAAACAGUUCUCUUUGUAGACUUUUGAAUUAAGAGGUUUCAAACCAGUAUGUGACUCUUCCUUGAUUUACCGAAAUGGUUCUCCUAACAAAGCUUUCAUAAUUGUAGCAGGUUUUUUUUUUUUAUCAAGGAAAUUAGCUGUGGCAUUAUUUUUAACCAGUGAUUUGGUAAGCUGAAGGUAUGAGUGUUUUCCUAUGAUUACUAAAAUAACCUAAAUCAUUUUCAGUAAUUAAAAAAACUAUGAAUUUAAGAGCCUGUUUGUAAUAGGACUCUUGAUUUUAUGACAAGAGGAAACCAUGUUGGAAUUCAGGCAUUUUGUUAGGUUCCUUAGUCCUCAAUAAUUAUUGGUCUGUGAUGAUUACGCUUCCUACAAGGACCCUAUAGCUGUAUGUAUUAAGUGUGUAUAUAUGUUCAUACGAACAUGCAAGAUGUAGGCAACAGAAAUCCAGCAGAGGAUUCCGUUACUCAUGAAAGGAUCUUCCUUUUGAAAUUUGGAUUUAUAGAAUUAUAGUGCAGUAACUUUAAAUGUAGAUAAUGCAUUCUUAGCGCCUCAAUCUAGUAUGUUUAAUUAAAAUUUGUAUAAAUGUAAAUUAGUGUAAGAGGAUAAAAUAAAUAUCUAAUCAAGUUAUUUUUCAAAAGAUUGCAAUAAGUUUUUGGUCUAAACCUAAACUUUGUUCAUUUUGUACAUAUUCUGUGUUAAUUCUAAUUGCACCUUUGUGAUGUGUAUUUAUAUACAGUGUGCAGAAAAUGUUUGUGAAAUAUUGAUUACAACUGUAGAUUAUGUAUGAUGGCAUUUCUUAAGAAUGUUUUGCUUGUAAAAAUGUCAGGGUGCAAUCAAAUGCGACUAGUUUUUCUGAUUUUUGAGAAGUAUCUAAAACAUGGAGCCUUCCCAGGCCGUGUAGUACUGACUAACCAACAUUUUGUAUUUAGGUAUUUGCAUCAAGUUGCUGAACAAGAUGAAUAGUCACAUUAAUUCAACGAUUCUAAAAGACUGUUUGGGGAGGGUUGGGUAUAUAAUUUUUUAGCUCUAUUUACAUCCCGAAGUAGAAAGAUUAAAUUUAUAUUUACUAGAGCUAUUCAAAGAAUACACUUUUCUAUAUUGUAAAAACAGGACAGCAAAGUAAAUCAUACAGAAAAUAAACAUUUAUACUAUUCUGUAAAAUAAAGGUUUUGCAUCUUUUCUUUAGUUUAAUACUACCACUUCUAACCAUUUAACAUACAAGAAACCUUUUAAAUGAUCUAAUUUCCAAGUAAAUUUGAUAUUACUUCUAUAAAUACACAACUAAAAAAAAAUCUAUCAUUUUGCCCAAUUAACAUGAAUUACUUUGAAAUGAGAA